UUCGGAGAAAGGAGGAGGGCAAUGUGGUCAUUUGAUGAAACCCUAGGGUGAUCUCCCUCGAAUAUACAUCCGCCAUUUUCAACGCUCGGGAGCUCUUCCCUCUACUCAGCUGCAGAGUGUGCAGUUCCGUUCAUCGCGCUCCCGGCGACCUUCUCAGGUCAGCUUUUGAGUUGCAAUCAUGGCGGAUGGAUCGCAGCGUCCAUCUAUAUUUCAGAAAAUACAUUGGCAGUCUUACCUCAUAUCGAGGCUUUCUCCAAACGUGUGCCCAAGGAGCUAUGGGGCAGAGAAUCUGACUGGCAGAUAUACCUAUGGAAGGUCACAAAGUUCUUUGCAUCCAGCAUUUCAAGGCACUGGUCUGGAACUUGUGUCACCCCUUUCUCCUGUUCUUGUUCAAGCUCCCUCCGAGAAAGGUGUAAAAGGUUUUCUAGCUGACUUUCUCAUGGGAGGAGUCUCUGCUGCCGUAUCCAAGACAGCUGCUGCUCCAAUUGAACGUGUUAAAUUGUUGAUCCAAAAUCAGGAUGAGAUGAUCAAGACUGGAAGGCUAUCUGAACCGUAUAAGGGAAUUACCGAUUGCUUUGCCAGAACUAUUAAGGAUGAAGGUGUGAUUGCUCUCUGGAGAGGCAACACAGCCAACGUCAUCAGAUACUUCCCAACCCAGGCCUUGAACUUUGCAUUCAAGGAUUACUUUAAGAGGUUGUUCAACUUUAAGAAAGACCGUGAUGGAUACUGGAAAUGGUUUGCUGGUAACUUGGCUUCCGGCGGUGCUGCUGGUGCUUCAUCUCUUCUGUUUGUCUACUCCCUAGACUACGCCCGAACACGUUUGGCUAAUGAUGCAAAGGCUGCUAAGAAGGGCGGUGAGAGGCAGUUUAAUGGUUUGAUUGAUGUUUACAAGAAGACCCUUAAAUCUGAUGGCAUUGCUGGCCUUUAUCGUGGGUUCAAUAUCUCGUGUGUUGGCAUCAUUGUGUAUAGAGGGCUGUACUUCGGAAUGUACGAUUCUCUGAAGCCUGUGGUUCUGGUUGGAGGGUUGCAGGAUAGUUUCCUAGCUAGUUUCUUGCUUGGAUGGGGAAUCACAAUUGGCGCUGGACUUGCUUCCUACCCGAUUGAUACUGUACGUAGACGGAUGAUGAUGACCUCUGGAGAGGCUGUGAAGUAUAAGAGUUCCUUGGACGCAUUCAACCAGAUUGUCCAGAAAGAAGGUACCAAAUCACUCUUCAAGGGUGCCGGUGCGAAUAUUCUCCGUGCCGUUGCAGGCGCUGGUGUGCUGGCUGGAUAUGAUAAGCUGCAGCUUAUUUUGUUCGGCAAGAAAUACGGAUCUGGCGGUGGCUAAUAGGAGCAUGGUAAGGGAGAUGAUGACGAAUAUGAAAGCAUUAAGUAGGCUAUCCUUGGAAUCUUGAAAUAAUUCGGACAAGGAGACUGCUUUCAUCAAUUUCUUUCUUUUUUGUGGAUUGAAAUUCGGAAGUGAGUGCCUCAAAGACUUGAUGCUGCAUGUUUUUCCUUUGCGCCUUUGUGAAUCGUCUUGUAAGAGUAAGAUUUUGUAUCCACUUGAACCUUUUCGGCGCUUGUAGCUCGUAGAAGGGCUUGUCAGGCGGAAAUCCUGUUCUCCAUGGGAGAUUGUGUUCUGUGAAUAUUUUGGAAGCAAUUACAGCGUGGUCUCGAAUUUCAGUU
Syzygium oleosum is the source of this 1665-nucleotide messenger RNA. Its product is annotated as ADP,ATP carrier protein 3, mitochondrial. Gene Ontology annotation, biological process: mitochondrial ATP transmembrane transport; mitochondrial ADP transmembrane transport. Bases 179 to 1327 code for a protein of 382 amino acids. The record is from RefSeq and is a predicted model, not a curated record. Gene Ontology annotation, molecular function: ATP:ADP antiporter activity. Gene Ontology annotation, cellular component: mitochondrial inner membrane. NCBI's taxonomy places the organism in Eukaryota, Viridiplantae, Streptophyta, Magnoliopsida, Myrtales, Myrtaceae. The transcript has 4 exons.